Sardina pilchardus (European sardine) is the source of this 5512-nucleotide messenger RNA. It is a transcript of the gene erfl3, whose product is annotated as Ets2 repressor factor like 3. The transcript has 5 exons. The record is from RefSeq and is a predicted model, not a curated record. Gene Ontology annotation, cellular component: nucleus. Gene Ontology annotation, biological process: regulation of transcription by RNA polymerase II; cell differentiation. Bases 541 to 2868 code for a protein of 775 amino acids. Gene Ontology annotation, molecular function: DNA-binding transcription factor activity, RNA polymerase II-specific; sequence-specific DNA binding. NCBI's taxonomy places the organism in Eukaryota, Metazoa, Chordata, Actinopteri, Clupeiformes, Clupeidae.
GAGGAACAGCGAGACGAGAGUGGAGGAAAGAAAGUCGGUGACAAAACAUCGGGAGAGGGAAUCUCACUCAAGCCUCUCGCUGAGGUUCACUCACCACAUGUCAAAGUGUUACGAGCGCACCGAUUCGAAAUGAAGGAAUGAAAUGCAGACGCGUACGUGACAGAACUCCACUCGGACGGCCUCUUAUGUAAACUCAAAACAAGUCGCUGCUUUCACGCGAGUAUGCCGGGACUACGGAACCCCCCGCGCUGCUGACUCCAACGGGACGGAAUUCCGCUGCUGGGGAACGAGCUGCUCCAACCGGAGCCAGGAACCCGAGAACGGGGACCGGACGGUCAGGAGGAUUUUGAAGUGAUUUCAAGUCUAACGGUUCGGAUCAAAAUAAAACAGUUCACUUAUUUAACCAGAGGCAUCGCUAACCAGGCGAAGCCUGACGGAAAGUUGGGCUCGAAAACUAAAUUUCUGUUGGGAGGCUCUAGGCAGACGGGCAGUUAGGCCGCCUGCACUUUUGGCCCAGAGGAAUCCGGGAGUCCGGUCGUCAUGAAGACUCCGGGAGACUCGGGCGUGGCGUUCCCAGACUGGGCGUACAAGGCGGAGUCGAGCCCGGGCUCCCGUCAGAUCCAGCUGUGGCACUUUAUCCUGGAGCUGCUGCGGCGUUCCGAGGAGUUCCGUGACGUCAUCGCGUGGCAGGGCGACUACGGCGAGUUCGUCAUCAGGGACCCCGACGAGGUGGCGCGACUCUGGGGCGCACGCAAGUGCAAACCGCAGAUGAACUACGACAAGCUCAGCCGCGCACUCAGGUAUUACUACAACAAGAGGAUCCUGCAUAAGACUAAAGGGAAGAGAUUCACCUACAAGUUCAACUUCAACAAACUGGUGCUCGUCAACUACCCGUUCAUAGACAUGGGAUCUGCAGGUGUUCCCCAGAGUGCUCCCCCGGUGCCCAGCGGCGGUGGUUCCACACACACACACUCACACUCACACACACACUUCCGCUUCCCCCCGUCGUCGUCGUUGUCGUCGUCGUCGGCGGCGGCGACCGCGUGUGACCUGGCGUCCCCGGCCGAGGCGGAUGGUGGGCGGAGCCCCGGGGGGUUCGGAACUCUGGGGCGUCGCCUGGCGUGUAGCUCCGCCCCCGACUGCAGCGACGGGGCGUCGGCCAACUCUGAGGUGGACUCUGAGGGGGUCCUGGGUGCGCACCCCCACCCGCGGCUAUCCCACGAUGCCCUGCUGCGCUCGGCCUACGGCGCCGGACAUCACGGACAACACGGCUCAUCGGCGGGUCACUCCUCGCGCGGCCGGCCCCCUCCUCCGUCGUCGUCGUCCGAGCCGCUCUCUCCAUUCCGAGUGUCUCCGCUGCCCGCGGGACUCCUCCCCCCCCCGCCCCCCCUCUCCCCCUCCCCCCUGUCACUCACGCCUGGAGCUCCGCCCCUCACCUAUAGCCCCUCCCCCUCGCCCCUGCUGAGCUCCUCCCACUUCUCGUUCAGUGCGGAGGAUCUGCAGCGCCUCCUGCAGGCUCAAGCGCAGAGCGUGUACAACUACCACCUGAGCCCCCGCGCCUUCCUCCACUACCCCCACCACCUGCUCUUACCCCACCUGGGGGCAACCGCCGCCCACCUGCCCCACACACACACACACACACACCAGCAGCGCUCACACCACUCCCACUCCGCUCACGCCCCCCCGCUCGCACACACACACCCACACACACACCCACACCCACACACACUCUCCCACGCGCUGCAGCAGCUGGGGGAGGACUACACACACUCCUCGGCGGGCGGGACACACACCUCGUCCCACAACAACACACACUCCUCCUCGUCCGCCCCGUACAAGUUCAAGCUGCAGCCUCCGCCGCUGGGCCGCAAGAUGCGCGAGGGCGGCCGUCAGGGGUCACUCUCGUCCAGCUCCACCUCCGGCCUGGGGUCGUCGCUAGGGUCGUCGCUAGGGUCGUCUCUGUCCUUCGGCAGCGACCUCAGCUCGGCCUCCGGAUCCGGACUCAUCUCCCAGUCCUCCUCCACGGGCUCCCUGAACAGCGCCGGGCUGCCCAAGAUCAAGGUGGAGCCGAUCUCAGACAUCGAGUCGGAGGAGGAGGUGCAGGUGACGGACGAGAGCGACGAGGAGGCCGACGAGGACGAAGACUUCAAGCCCUUCUCCUCUUCCUCACACCACCACCACCUUCAUCACCACCAGCAGCACCAGCAUCACCAUCAUCAUCAUCAUCAUCCUCAUCAUCAUCAUCGUCCUCACCUCGCACGCCCGCCCCAUCGCCAUGCCAACGGCAGCGGCAGCGGUGGCCACGACGAGGACCCUGACGAGGAGGAGGACGUCUUCAAAGCCCCCGCGCCCCCGCUCCCGCCCCACACACACACACACACACACACACACACACACACACACACGCCCCCCCUCCCGCCGCUGAAGAGCGAGCCGCUUGACCCCCCCGUGACCCCCGUGACCCCUGUGACCCCCCCGCCGCAGGGCCAGUGCAUCCCGCUCAAGCUGCGCUUCAAACGGCGCUGGACGGAGGAGCAGAGGAUGGAGUGCAGCAGCAGCAGCAGCAGCAGCAGCCAGACACACACACACACACUCACACCUCACACACACCUCACACACACACACAUACUCACUCAGGACGACAGGAAGGUAGCGAGGGAUAGGGAGAGGGAGAGGGAGGAGGACGACAAGAAGCCCCCCGGCCCUGGAGCGAGGGAGAGAGAGAGAGAGAGGGAGGAGGAGGAGGAGGGGGAGGACCUGGGGGGGCAGCGUGGGCUCAAUCCCCCCUCAGCCCUCAGCGUCGGCAAGGGAACCACGGACCUGCACCGGGCUACCGCACAACUCUCUCUGGAGAACAGGGACUACUGAACACACACACACACACACACACACACACACACACCUGCACCGCGCUACGGCACAACUCUCUCUGGAGAACAGGGACUACUGAACACACACACACACACACACACACACACACACACACACACACACCUGCACCGCGCUACGGCACAACUCUCCCUGGAGAACAGGAACUACUGAACACACACACACACACACACACACACACACACACACACACACACACACACACACACAUACGAACACACACACACACACACACACACACACACACACACACACAUACACAUACACACACCAGCUCCGACCUCUACCACACUAUAGCACAGCCCUCUCUGGAGAACACACACACACACACACACACACAUACUCUCCCACACGUACACUCAAACUCUCACAUACACAUACACACUUACAAACUCUAGCUGUGGACUGCUGACGUAUCCCACACACACACACACACACACACACACAGAUCAACACUGACACCAGAGGAUACUCUGGGCAAUCUACUCCCAACUGUGUGUGUGUGUGUGUGUGUGUGUGUGUGUGUGUGUGUGUGUGUGUGUGUGUGUGUGUGUGUGUGUGUGUGUGUGUGUGUGUGUGUGUGUGUGUGUGUGUGUGUGUGUGUGUGUGUGUGUGUGUGUUAGAGAUAGAGAGAGCAGUAACUGGAAGCUUCAGAGAUCUUGGAGAUGGCUCAUCCCCCCCACCUUCCAACACCUCAGGAGUCCUGAUGCUCGACCUCUGACCCUGACCUUGACCUUUGACCCUGACCUCUUGACCCCUGACCUUUUGACCUUGACCCCUGACCCCUGGGCGUCAGUCUAUUUUUGUAAGUGGACUUGACUGUGAAGUGCCUGGACCCUCUCACCCCGACUCUGAGAGGCUACCAUCUGGUGAAACACUGUCCCCUACACACACACACACACACACACACACACACACACACACACACACACACACACACUUUCUCAGGCUACUCACUGCCCCCUCACUCCACCUGACGGAUCACCAGCGAGACUCACCUGCCGUUCACCUGAAGCCCCUCCCCCAGAGCCAGCAGAGACUGGGAUUGGACAGCUGAACAGUCUUCGCGGUAACAGUGGAACUUUGUUGUGGUGGAGGCGGGACAUUCUGAUCAGAUGACCAGUGACAAGGCUGUUAGCUCCGCCCAUUCAUCCUGUAGACUUUCAUCAUGUUAAUUAAACACACACACACACACACACACACACACACCACUGCCUUUAACUCUACUACACAUUUCCUCUUGUCCUCCUGUCCCACCAGCAUGGCAGAUACAACCUCUGACCCCAAUCUCAAACCCAGGGAGGAUUCUGGGAAGUGUAGUUCAUCUGUCAUCCUAUGCCUUGUUUUUAUAGCAUGUGAAAACUGGACCCAAACCCAUGACCUGUAACACGUAAACAAACUACUCCCCCAUGUAAACAGAUGUAACCAUGUAAACAAACUCUCGUAUAGCUACUCUGUAGAAGUAGAGCUGGAGCAUUUAUGGACUCAACCAUUCAGGGGGGGUUCGGGGUGGGCUUUUGGGCGGAGCAUAUGGACUGAACCAUUCAGGGUUCUGGGCAUUCUGUUUGGGAAUUGUGCUUUGUGUUUCCCGGGAGACGAGAUCAGAGUCCACAUCAGCAGUGGAGUGCUGGAGAGAGGAGGUGGACAUCACUCCCUCUCUCCCUCUCUUCUCUCUCUCUCCAUCUCUCCCUUUCUCUCCCUCUCUCUCCCUCUCUCUCUCCUUCUCUUUCUCUCCAUCUCCCUCUCUCUUCUCCCUCUCUAUCUUUCUCUCCCUCCCUCCCUCCAUCUCUCUCUCUCUCUCUUUCUCUCUCUCUUUCUCUCUCUCUCCCUCCCUCCAUCUCCUCUCUUUUCCUCUCAGGAUCUCUUUCUCCUGCUCGUCUUAUGCACUCUGGUCUGACCUGUCAAUCAUGUUUGUUGCCGGGGGUGACGACUCUGAAAACAUUCUCAGGCUGUGCUUAGGUGUUUCUGUCAGAUUACACACACACACACACACACACACACACACACACACACUCAGAAUGAGGAUGUGGGGUCCACAAACACAGACACACACGCACGCACGCACACACACACACACACACACACACACACACACACACACACACACACACGCACACACACUCACUCAGGUUGAGAAUGUGGGGUCCACACACACACACGCACGCACACACACACACACACACACACACUCACUCAGGAUGAGAAUGUGGGGUCCACACACACACACACACACACACACUCAGGUUGAGAAUGUGGGGUCCACAUACACACACACACACACACACACACACACACUCAGGUUGACAAUGUGGGGUCCACAUACACACACACACACACACACACACACACACACACACACACUCAGGUUGAGAGUGUGGGGUCCAUGUUGGUUCCCUGAUCCCAGCUAUCCCACUCACACUGUUCAGAAACAUUGUCAUCGAUGUUUGUUUAUUAUUAUUAUUAUUAUUAUUAUUAUUAUUAUUAUUAUAAUUAUUAUUAUUGUUAUUAUUAUGACUGCGAGCCCCUCCCUCCUGUACCGUCUCGUCUCGUUCAUUUGUCUGUCUGCUGUGUGUUACACAAACAUCCCAUAAUAUGACCCCAGCAGUGGCCAUGGCAACGGCUG